ACCAGUCCGACUCCCUCCUCCUCCUCCUCCUCCUGCUGCUGCUGCCAACCCAGAACCCGUCGAGCAGAGAAGGAGGAAGCGUGGCGGCCAGCUUUGUGGAGAAGCAUGUGAUGACUCACGCCAGGCAGACCACGUCCCUCAGGCAGAGCCCCUGCAGGGUGGACUGGGGGGACAGCAGCCGUCUCUGGCCCCAUGGUGGCACCAUGGGCGGCGCCUGGCCCGAGCGCACGUUACGGUUCGGCAGGACGAAGAAAAUCAGCGACAUCGCCAAACAGGGGAAAGCCUCGGGUGUCCGGGUGAACGAUAGGAGGAGACGAGCAAUAACGACAGAUCAGAGCAGACAUUUUGACCAGGUUCGAGAAAAGAAACGGGACCGGAAGUCGUACCCUCUACGGGGGAGGGCCGGGAAUUCAGAUGAGGAGGGACGCAGCUGCCACGUCCUCCUCACGCGACUGGAGGAAAGCUUACGUGAGAAGGAAGGGGCUAAAGACAAGGAAGGGAAGGAUGCUCGCAAAUCCAAAAAGGGGAGACGCAAAGAAGCAAAGUCGUUACCAAAAAGCAAAUUAAAGCAGAGCAGCCCGAGUUACGGCGAGUGCUCUGGGCUGGGAGGUCUAGAGCCACGCAAGCGCAGACUGGCCUCCCUCAACGCCGAGGCCGUCAACACUCUGCUGCUGGAAAGACCCACCGAUGCCCAGCCCGCAGCCAAGCAGGCCAGGAAGCAGGAGGAAUCCCCGGAUGGAGGGCUUUCCCCGGGUACAGAUGCAACCAGUGGCGGGGUCUCCGGAGGCCCAAAGGCUUCACGAAGGAACAUCAGUAAAGUCUCCACAUCUCCCAAGCGUCAGCAUUGCCAAAGCUCUAAGCUGAUCAAGAAGGCCAAAGUUAAACAAGUCGAUAAAACAGCCGGGCUGAGCCAGGCGUGUUUGGAUGCUCCUGCACCCAGACGACUGGCUGGACUCAACGCCGCAGCUCUGCUGAAGUUAACCAGCUCCUCCGCUACCAGUAAGCAGCGGGUGAAGGCCGCGCCGACGGCGACUGUCAGCUCGGACGGUGCAGCGGCUCCUGCCGCGGCCUCCGCCCCCAAGCAGCAGCCCCGGGUCAGACUCCAACACAGGGAGCAUGUGCAGAAGCGGACGGGGAAAACAGCCACCCCCCGACCCGUCGGCUGCACGGCCUGCAAGAAGAAGGCCGACUUUGAGCCCAAGGUGGAGUGGGAGGCGGGCAGCUGCGUCCGCCGCCUGACCAAGCCGGGCUACCAGUCUCGCAGCAUGCUGGCGUACCCGCUGAAGCAGGUGAAGGAGGAGCCGCUGGAGACGGAGCUGAGCCCGUACUACUGCUGCCCCCCCGAGGGCUCGGUGGAGUACUGCCACCGCCUGGCCUUCUUCCUCAGCCAGCAGCCCUACGGAGACUCGGACGAUCCCUCGCUCAACUCAGCCAUGACCCCCGUGAAGCGCGAGUGCCUCGUAACCUCCCCGUCACUCACACACCCCCACCCGCACGCGGCCCUCGCCCUCAGCCCUCACCCCUGCCUCUGCGCCGCCGACCCCUGCUUCUCCAGCUACUACGUCCACAUCGCCCACCCGACACACACUGGAGCGUCCUCGGCCGCCCUCUCCUCGCGACCUCUCAACUUCAGCCCGUCGAGCUUGUACCCCAACCGGGUGACGGGCUCCAAGCUGCUGGGGCCGCAGGUGUCCCACUCCUCAGGGCUAGCCCACCCUGCUUACUACAACUCUGUGACUUCCCCGUGUUACGGCGAGGCCUGCGGGAUCAGCGGCUACACCUACAGAUCGAUGCCGCCGGUCACGAGCAGAGGCUGCUCUUUCAACGCAGGAUGUACUGGAUGCACACACGGCAUCAAGACAGAGGGUUACUCCUCCCCUCAGGGUGAUCACAACCCCUCCCUUCUGGUCGCCCCCUCCAUGCCCCUCUCCAGUUACCCUCUCCCCAGUGUGCCCACUUCCACUCAGACUAAACCCCACCUGCUGACCCCCCUGUCGGGCCUAGACCCGCCCCAGGCCCGGUUAAAACUGGCCAGGGAAUGCCCGCAGAGCCCCCAGGCCACCAACGGGUCCCUGUCCCUGGGCCGCACCCGGCUCCCCGUGAACCAGACGUCCCCCGUGCCGAGCCUCGGCAGCAACAAACAGAAGAAAGUCAGUCGCAGACGAGCCACCAACGGCUGGCGGCCGGUCGGAAUCCCCACGGAGAGGGAGGUCUUCAUCGCGGGGGAAGAGGAAGCAGCCAUGCGGCAGUGUUAUGAAGGAGUGGAGAGGGACGGAGAAGUGAUUCACGUUAGAGACACGGUGCUGCUGCGAUCCGGCCCCAGGAAGAAGUCCCUCCCAUACGUCGCAAAGAUUUCAGCGCUGUGGGAGGACCCCAAGACAGGAGAGCUGAUGAUGAGCCUUUUCUGGUACUACAGACCCGAGCACACUCAGGGAGGCCGAGAUCCCCGCACACACUGUGAGAAUGAGAUCUUCGCCUCUCGCCAUCAAGAUGAGAAUAGUGUCGCCUGCAUAGAAGACAGAUGCUACGUUCUCCCACUAGCCCAGUACUGUAGAUUUUGUGCCUUGGUGAAGCGGCGUGCCGAAGGCGCCCCUCCUGGCAUCGCCAGCAUGGUGCCGCUCUGCCCAGACUUCGCCCCCCCCUCCCACCGCUGUGUGCCCACGGACGUCGACCCCGAGUUGGUGUACCUCUGCCGGCACGUCUACGACUUCCGCUACGGACGCAUCCUGAAGAACCUGCAGUAGAGGGCGGCGGGCCGUCGCACACUUUUUUUGGAAUCAAUGGUCAUGUUGCUCCGCCUCCCUCGCGGAGGAGCGAGGGAGGGAUGGAGGGAGGGGCGCAGGAAGACGGAGCACUCCCGUCUCUUCUGCUGAGCGCCUUUCC
Molecule: messenger RNA, 2883 nt
Organism: Cololabis saira (Pacific saury)
Lineage: Eukaryota; Metazoa; Chordata; Actinopteri; Beloniformes; Belonidae
Product: bromo adjacent homology domain-containing 1 protein-like
Molecular function (GO): chromatin binding
Source: RefSeq, a predicted model, not a curated record